Molecule: messenger RNA, 2022 nt
Organism: Uncinocarpus reesii 1704
Lineage: Eukaryota; Fungi; Ascomycota; Eurotiomycetes; Onygenales; Onygenaceae
Product: palmitoyltransferase akr1
Exons: 6
Coding region: 1-2022 (673 amino acids)
Biological process (GO): protein palmitoylation
Cellular component (GO): Golgi membrane
Molecular function (GO): palmitoyltransferase activity; protein binding
Source: RefSeq, a predicted model, not a curated record
AUGUCCGCUUUACCUUCAAACCGAGAGUCGCAGAACACAACCGCGCAAAGUUCCGCUUCCUCCUCGACCUUGUCCAGAAAGGGGUCUGGCGAUUCUCCCGAACACGGGGCCCGGCACGAUGCGGUGGAACUGAAGGAUAUCAAUUCCGGCAACGGGGGCGAGGAGCUGUUGCCGAUUGAAGAGGAUAUUAUGCAGCUUGCGAGGUUAGGAGAGAUACCAGCUAUUCAGAAACUCUUUGAGAGUGGGAAGUUCGAUGCGAAAUAUCGAGAUGCGGAAGACAUCACGCCAUUACACGUUUGUGCAGACGUGAACGCCAAAGGCGGUGAAUCGGUUGCGACUCCGGCGAUGUGGGCGGCCCAGCGAUGUCAUUACUAUAUCGUCGAACUGCUCCUACAGCGCGGAGCCGAUCCCCUUCUCACAGACGCCCAGGGCUAUAAUAUAUUGCACUUGGCCACAAUUGACGGAAAUGCCUUUCUCCUCGUCCUCCUCCUACACCAAGAAAUUCCGGUAGAUGUGACCGACUCCCAAGGGCAUACUGGCCUGAUGUGGGCCGCAUACAAAGGGUUUCCGGCCUGUGUUGAUCUCUUCCUUCGAUGGGGUGCCAACGUCAAUGCUGUUGAUGAAGCAGGGUUUACGCCCCUCCAUUGGGCUCUGGUCAAAGGCUCGACGCCGUGCAUUCAGAAACUCCUCGAAUACGGGGCCGAUCGGUUUGCGAAAACGAGGGAUGGCAAGACGCCGGCGACUGCGGCUGAGGAGAUGAAAACAACCUUCUUCUGGCAUCGCGCAUUGCGCGAAUGUGGAUAUAAGCCCAAUGGUGACGUGAUACAAAUGCCCUUCGGACUGGCUACAAUUCUACGAACGAGACGAUAUGUUUCUAAAUUCUUCUUUCUUUGGCCGUUUGCCAUCAUACUUGGUGCCGUGUGGAUACUUAGCGAAUUUUCCGUCUACAUCUCUGUACCGUUGACGCUUGCUUUCGUUUUUGGCAUGCAGUGGGUGGCACAAUGGGUUGCGAACCGGAGUCAAGUGGAAUUUCGGGUGCUUCAACGAACACCUUUCCUAGCAGGUGUGUUUGCGGCUUCGCUGUUUUGGGUUGGUGUUCGGUGGCUUAUGAAAGUGUUACCCCAUACUUAUUCUUCUGAUCCCUUCCUCAAUUUCUUCUUCGCGGUAUUCUUUUCACUUACGACCUAUUUCUAUUCCCUGUCCAUGACAGGGGAUCCGGGAUAUGUGCCUAAACUUUCUAGUCGAAACCAGCAGCGGGAUGUAAUAUCAGACUUAUUUAAGACCUGGCAAUUUGACGAGGACAACUUUUUCAUUGUCCCUGGAUUGACAACUGCGUUGGGACCAAUAAUCUCCGGCAUUUCGUUUUACCUCGAGUCGCUACCUUCACCCCCAGAUUCUGAAUGUAAUAUUCUGUCAUCGUCACUAUGCAGCAUGGUGAAGCGAGAUACCUUUACCAUCAUCCUUACGGUUUGGAUAGCCAUUCAGCUGGUCUGGAUCACGCUGCUAUGCGCCGUGCAACUCGUCCAAAUUUCACGAAACCAGACGACAUAUGAGAACAUGAAAGGCCAUUCGUUCGAUUAUGCGGAUCCUGCUGCGCGGGCGAUAACAUCCGCUCUGACCACCGGAACCACAUCUGCCGAGCUGGGCGGGCUUGAUUCCACGGGCCAGGGCCCGAAUCCGUCGAUUCCACCAUCCGGCCCUGGACGCCAUCGCCACGCACAUGGAGGUUGCUUUGCGCAAUGGAAGAAGCUGCUGGGUCUGGAUACCUUCAUGGCGACGGCUCAACACGGCCUUGGAGAUCGGCGCGCAUCUCGCUCUCGGAACCCGUUCUCUCGUGGGAUCGUCACAAACUGUCGAGAUUUUUGGUGCGAUCCUAGUCCGUAUUUUGGUAGGAGAGAAACUGGAAUGGCCAUGCUGGAUGGUAGCGUCAUAAAUUACAAUACGAUGUAUGAGGUUCCAUUGAGGUUGAGGACUGGGGGUUCCGGGAUGGUUUAUCGAAGCGUGGCAACGGAGGACGUUUAA